This is a messenger RNA of Callithrix jacchus (white-tufted-ear marmoset), 5355 nucleotides long. The record is from RefSeq and is a predicted model, not a curated record. Lineage: Eukaryota; Metazoa; Chordata; Mammalia; Primates; Cebidae.
UAACUUAAUUGGCAGUGUUUUGUUUCUAUUCUACGGAAGAGGCAGAGGUGAGCGGCUGGGAACAUGAGUGCUUAUUAGGAUACUGUAUACUAUUUUGGUAAAUCUUUUCUUAUUUAAAAAAGGGGGAUUAGGCCCGUCUGUCCUUGUUUGGACUGUGGCCACCAGCAUCUGUUCCAGGAGAGAGGUGAGUGUGCAUGGGUGAGGCAAGAGAAGCCCUUCUCUUAGGCAGGGCUCCGGCUCGCUGGGGUCAGCCACCCUGCCACCACCACUGCCAAAUUAAGCCGUAUUUGUGUGUAGAACUUUGUCUUUUUUUUUGAGACAGAGCUAUUGUCGCCCAGGCUGGAGUGCAAUGGGGCGAUCUCGGCCCACUGCAGACUCCCCUUCCCGGGUUCAAGCAAUUCUGCUUCAGCCUCCCAAGCAGCUGGGAUUACAGGCGCCCACCCCCAUGCCCGGCUAAUUUUUUGUAUUUUUAGUAGAGAUGGGGUUUCAUUAUGUUGGCCAGGCUGCUCUCGAACUUCCCACCUCAGGUAUCACCUGCCUCAGUGUCCGAAAGUGCUGGGAUUACAGGUGUGACCCACCACGCCCAGCUAGAACUUUUAAUAAAUAUAUAUCAUUAUUAAAUAGAUACUUAUUUAAAUAUAUAGUUAUUUAAUAACUAUAUAUAUAGAGAGAGGAGAUUUGAGAAAAUCCAGGAAUGCUUUUGUUUGUGUGUGGUAAAAAUAAAAUUUACCUUUUUAACCAUGUUUAAGUUCAGUAGUAAGUACACUCACGUUAUUGUAUCACCAGUCUACACAGUUCUUGUCAUCUUGCAAAACUGAAGCCCAGUAGAUAAUGCACAGCAAUUCCCCUUUUCUUCAUCACCCCAGCCCCUGGCAACCACCAUUCUAGUCUCUGUUUCUGAGUUUGACUACUCCAGGUACCUCCUGUAAGUGGAAACAUACAGUAUUUGUCUUUUUGUGAAUUAGCAUAAUGUUUUCAAUUUUUGCUGUGGUGUAGUAUAUGAUGGGAUUUCCUUUUUAAGACUGAAUGGUAUUCCAUCGUAUGUAUAUGCCACGUGUUAUCCAUUCAUUGGUUGGCGGACAGAUGCCUCCACCCCUUGGCUAUUAUGAAUAAUGUGUCGAUGAACAUGUGCGCAAAUAGUUUUGAGAUAGUUUUCCAUUCUUGUGCAUAUAUGCCCAGAAGUGGGACUCUUGGAUCAUAUAAUUCUAUUUUUAACUUUUUGAGGAAUCUCCGUACUGUUUACCAUAAUGGCUGUACCUUCCUGCCAGUGUUGCAUAAGGAUUCUGAUUUCUCUGCAUCCUUGCCAACACUUGUUGUUUUCUGUUUUGUUUUUUAUAGUGGCCAUCCGCACAGAUGUGAGGUGAUAUCUCAUUGUAAUUUUGAUGUGCAUGUCCCUGAUGAUUUGUUAUAUUGAAUCUUUUUAAAUGCUUGUUAGCCAUUUAUAUAUCUUCUUCAGAAAAAUAUCUAUUCAAGUCUUUUGCCCCCUGCCCCCAAAAAUAGAGACAGGGUCUUACUCUGUCACCCAGGCAGGAGUGCAGUGGUGCCAUCAUAGCUCACUAUAACUUUCAAUUCCCAGGCUCAAUCGAUCCUCCCACCUGAACCUCCCAAAUAGCUAGGACUGUAGGCAUGCACCACCAGGCCCACUGUGUGUGUGUAGCUAGGAGCCUAGCUUAUUUUUUGUAGAGACUGAAACUCAGGCUCAAAUGAUCUGCCUGCCUCAGCCUUCCAAAUUGUUGGGAUUACAGGCAUGAGCUACUGUGCUCGGGCAAGGUACACUUUUAAGGUCAUGGGAAAUGCCCAUGAAUUCCUUUUGCUACAGUCACAAGUGAGAGGACACUAUAAAAUAGUGUCAGAACACUAUGAAAUACAGUAUGAGUCAGAUUCUCCUAUUAUAUAUACUGUAUUUCAUUAAAUUUACUAAAUUGAUUUUUUUAAACUUUUUUUAUAUGCCACUAAGGAAAAAAAUCAAUUAAUUAUAAGACUCCACGGUCUCAACAGCUGUCAUUUGACUUCAAAUUCACAAAACAUGAAAAAGCCAUGUAUCUCAGAAUAAAUGAAUUCCAUUGUUUUAUACAUACGUAAACACACACAAAGUGCUUCUCUCUUGUGGUAUGACUUCAGGCCCUUUGAAUUUUCCUCUUUAUGCUUUUUUGUUUUUUGAGACUGAGUCUCAGUCUAUUGCCCAGGCUGGAGUGCAUGGCACUAUCUCAGCUCACUGCAACCUCCGCCUCCCAGGUUUAAGCAAUUCUGCCUCAGCUUCCCAAGUAGCUCGUAUUACAGGCAUGUGCCACCACAUCCGACUAAUUUUUGUAUUUUACUAGAGACAGGAUUUUACCAUGUUGGCCAGGCUGGUUUCAAACUCCUGACCUCAAGUGAUCUGCCUGCUUUGGCCUCCCAAAGUAUUGGGAUUACAGGUGUGAGCCACCAUGUCUGGCCUCCUCUUUAUGCUUUUAAAAACUGUUCUCUCUGGACUCUUCAACUAAUGAUGCUGGAAAAAUUGGAUAUCCACAUGCAAAAGAAUGAAGUUGGACCCUAACCUAUCGCCAUAUACAAAAAUUAUCUCAAAAUGGAUUCAAGACGGGCUGGGCGCAGUGGCUCAUGCCUGUAAUCCCAGCACUUUGGGAGGCUGAGGUGGGCAGAUCACAAGGUCAAGAGAUUGAGACCAUCCUGGCCGACAUGGUGAAACCCCGUCUCUACUAAAAAAAAUUCAAAAAUUAGUUGGGUGUGGUGGCGCACACCUGUAGUCCCAGCUACUCAGGAAGCUGAGGCAGGAGAAUUGCUUGAACCCAGGAGGUGGAGGUUGCAGUGAGCCGAGAUUGUGCCACUGCACUCCAGCCUGGUGACAAAAUAAGACUCGGUAAAAAAAAAAAAAAAAAAAAAAAAAGGAUUCAGGACAUAAACAUAAGACCUAUAACUAUAAAAAUCCUGAAAGAAAACAGUGGGAAAGGUCUUUGACAUUAGAUGUAGCAAUGGUUUUUCUGGAUAUGACACCAAAAGCAAGAAUAGACUAAUGGGACUACAUCAGACUUAAAAACUGCUCAGCAAAGGAAACAACUGAAUGAAUGGGAAAAAAUACUGCAAACCAGAUAUCUAAUAAGGGAUUAAUAUCCAAAAUAAAACUUAGACUCCUACCACUCAAAAAACAAUUCAAACAUGGGCAAAAGGCUGGGUAUGGUUGCUUAUGCCUGUAAUCCCAGGCUUCCCUUGGGAGGCCCAGAUGGGAGGAUCACUUGAGGCUGGUAGUUUGAAACUAGCCUGGGUAAUAAUGUGAGACCUCAUUUCUACAAAAAAGAAACUAAAACAAGUAAGGCAGGCAGGCAUAGCACCUAUAGUCCUAGCUACUUGGUAGGCUGAGGCAUGAGGAUCACUUGAGCCCAGGAAUUCAAGGUUGCAGUGAGCUGUAUGAUUGUGCUACUGUACCCUAGUCUGGCCAGCACAAGAAAAAAAAAAUAAAGUGUUAUCUUUUCAUCAGUUAUAAAAGGCGCUCAACUCUUGUGCAGGGGAAGCUGUGCAGUUGGGAGGGCAGAGAGUAUGUGGAAACUCUGUGCUCAGUUUUGCUGUGAAUCUAAAACUGCUCUGAAAAAUUAAGUCUGUGAAAAGAAAGAAAUGAAUUACCAAGUCAUGAAAACACACGAAAGAACCUGAAAUGUAUAGUACUAAGUGAACAUGCAUAUUAUUGAUAUGGUUUGAAUGUGUCCCCUAAAGUUCAUGGGUUGGAAACUCGAUCCCCAGUGUGGUGGUCUUGGAGAUGGGAACUAGUGGGAAGUGUUUGGGUCAUGGGGCCACCACCCUGAUAAAUGCAUUAAUGCCAUUCUCAAGGGAGUGGGUUCAUUAUGGAGCAAGUAGUUUUCUUAGAAAAGAAGUUUGCAGGGCACCCGACUUCCGCCUUCUGGUCCAGUUGUGGGCUGCGUCCCACCCCAGCCCGCGCCCCGCAUGGCUGCGUGCCGGCCGGACCUGUGGAGCUGGGCUUUGCCGAGUUGGCGCGGGCAUGGCGACUGCGCAGUGGGCAGUUCCCCACCAAGGUAGGCGGGCGGCCGGCGUGGCUGGGCGCGUCCGGGCUGCCGGGUCCCGGGGCCCUGGCCUGCGCGCAGUGCGGCCGCCCGCUCUCCUUCCUGCUGCAGGUGUAUGCGUCGCUACCCUGCCACGCCAACGCCUUCCACCGCGGCGUCUUCCUUUUCUGCUACCGCGAGCCGCCAUGCUGUGCCAGCCUGCGAGUUUUUAGGAAUCAGCUACCCAGGAAAAAUGAUUUUUAUUCAUAUGAGCCACCUUCUGAGAAUCCUCUCCCGGAAACCGAAUCAGUGUGUCUCCAACUUAAGUCUGGUGCGCAUCUAUGCAGGGUUUGUGGCUGCUUAGGCCCCAAAACAUGCUCCAGAUGCCACAAAGUGUACGACUGCAGCAAGGAGCAUCAGACCCUAGACUGGAGACUGGGACAUAAGCAGGCUUGCGCACGACCCGAUCAUUUGGACCAUAUAAUUCCAGACCACAACUUCCUUUUUCCAGAAUUUGAAAUUGUAAUAGAAACAGAAGAUGAAAUAUUGCCUGAGGUUGUGGAAAAGGAAGAUUACUCAGAGAUUAUAGGGAGCAUGGGUGAAGCACUUGAGGAAGAACUGGAUUCUAUGGCAAAACCUGAAUCCAGGGAAGAGAAAAUUUUUCAGAAGUUUAAAACUCAGAUAGCCCUUGAACCAGAACAGAUUCUCAGAUAUGGCAGAGGUAUUGCCCCCAUCUGGAUUUCUGGUGAAAAUAUUCCUCAAGAAAAGGAUAUUCCAGAUUGCCCCUGUGGUGCCAAGAGAAUAUUUGAAUUCUAGGUCAUUCCUCAGCUCCUAAACUACCUGAAGGCUGAAGGACUGGGCAAGAGCCUUGACUGGGGCAUCCUGGCUGUCUUCACCUGUGCUGAGAGCUGCAGCUUGAGUAUUGGCUAUACAGAAGAAUUUGUGUGGAAGCAGGAUGUAACAAAUACACCAUAAGGGCAUCUUAAAGCCUUCAGAUAUGUGAAUCAUCUUUACACCUUGCAAUUCCAUUUCUGGGACUUUAUCCUAAGGAAAUACUUAUACCAAAAAUAGAGGUGCAGAGAUGUUGAGACAUUGCUUACACAGUGUCUACAUAUUAGUGAAACAAAAGUGUCCAGUGACAGAGAAUUAAAUAAAUUUUGGUACAUCCACAAAAUAAAUAAAUUAAUUAAUUAAAUAAGUAAAAGAAGUUUGCAAAGACUGUACUUUCAAGGAUCAUUUCUAUAGUUCGUUACUAGAGAACACCAGAUGCCAGCUCCUCAAUCUUUGACUUCCCAGCCUCCAGUCCCAUGAGCCAAUACAUUUCUGUAUGUUAUAAAUUACCUAGUCUAUGGUAUUCUGUCUUAGC